AUGUUUAUUUUAUUAAUAAUUUCAUCACUUUUUUCAAAUUCUCAUGGAACUUUUGAAAGUGAAUCAAAGCGAAUCAUUAAUUUUCUAGGCCAGUUUUUCUUUAAUUUGGCUGCCAAACUCAUCUCUAUUAAUAAUCCCUUCAAUUUAAUUUUUUCAGACGAAGCAUCGUCUUCUAAAACAAAAAGUUUAAAUCAAAAGGAAAAUAUGUUUGACAAGCACAGGGAGAAUUUUGUAAAUAAAAAAUAUUUGCCGUUAUAUAAAAACGAAAUAUGGUCUCCAACAGAAAAUGAUUUUAAAGAGUAUCCAAAACGAGAACAAGAAUUCAAAAUUGGCGAAUUUGUCAAAGUAAGGAAUGGCAGUAAAUCUACAGGCAAAACAGAAUGGUUAUCAGCAAAAAUUGUAGAAUUCGAAAAUAAACAGUACACAGUUGAAAUUCAAAAUAAGUCUCUUUAUGGCAAAUUAUUUACCCGAUAUUCAAAAGAUAUACGAAAAAUUACUGAUGACUUUCAGAUUAACGAAAUAGUUGAACUAAGGAAUUAUGAUAAAUGGGUUUUAGGAAGAAUAUUAGGGAAAGACGAGGAGGGGAUGUAUAUUGUUGGUAUUGAAAGUGGAGAAUUUUAUGGGGUAAUAGUUAGACGUUAUCCAAAUCAUUUAAAAAAGCAUGGUGAAUUGGAACAUUAUAAAAUUGAUGAAAUUGUUGAAGUAAUGAACAUUGACAAAAUAACAGGAGAAAUUAAUUGGAUUAAAGCAAAAAUAUUAGAAAUUAAGAGAGGAAAUAAUUAUAUUGUAAAGAUUGUUGAGAAGUGUAGAUUGAAUGGAAGUGAAUUUGAAAGAAAUAUUUUUAGUAUAAGGAAAUUUAAGAGUGAAAAUUUUCAAGCUGGGGAAGAAGUUGAAUUUUAUAUUUAUGAUAGAAUUAAAAAGAAGAAUGAAUGGAUAAAAGCUAAAAUAUUACAAAUUGAAGACGGAAUUUAUGUUUUGAAUACUGGAACAAAAAUAUUACGAGAAUAUUAUUCAUUUAAUUUGAGAAAGAUUCAAGUCUGA
Molecule: messenger RNA, 1041 nt
Organism: Meloidogyne enterolobii
Lineage: Eukaryota; Metazoa; Nematoda; Chromadorea; Rhabditida; Meloidogynidae
Source: the annotation of a GenBank genome assembly